CACGCAGACAAGCAGAGGAGCAGCUCGGCUCCUGACUGAAACGAAUCAAAGCAACAUGCAGCAGAGACAGAGGAGUGGGGUGGUGUGAGGCUGCAGACACAUGAAGCUGCAGACAGGGAGCAGGGCCCGCAGAGGAUCCCCCUCAUGCCCCGUGAACGAGGCGACAAAAUAAUAUCACGUGAUCCAAAAUGGGCAGUCCUCUGACGGGGCUGAAAAAAGCCAUUUUCUGGCGCUGCUGCAAAUUCUGCCCAAGUCCAGAUAAUUGAUCUGGAUCGUGUGUGGGAGCAGAGCGGAGCUUUCAUGUCGGAUCAGAUCUGUCCUGAUGGAUAAAAUGCAGCCCAACCGGGUUAAAAUCACAGAUGUGAACCCCCACCUCACAUGUCCACUGUGCGCUGGUUACUUGAUCGAUGCUACAACCAUCGUAGAGUGUCUGCACUCCUUUUGUAAAACAUGCAUCGUUGCCUUCUUGGAGACAAAUAAGUUCUGUCCUCGAUGUGACGUCCAGGUCCACAAGACGUGUCCACAGCUCAGCAUCAGAGCGGACAAAACUCUUCAAGAUAUUGUAUAUAAGCUUGUUCCGGGGUUAUUCAAAGAUGAGAUGAAACGGAGGCGAGACUUCUACGCAGAGAAUCGCGUGCUGGAGCCGGGGGAAGUGGUGGAGACGUUUAACAUAGCAGAGGAUGAAAUCAUCAGUCUGUCCAUACAGUUCUACGAGAGGAAUAAAAACAAUGAGAUGCAGCGUUCAGAGAUGGAGGGAGACAAGACCAAUGGUAAACGCUUCCUGCAGUGCCCGGCAGCCAUGUCCGUCAUGCACUUAGCAAAGUUCCUGCGGAGCAAGAUGGACAUUCCCAACAACUAUCGGGUGGAGGUGUUGUACGGGGACGAGCCCUUGAAGGACUACUACACACUCAUGGAUAUUGCUUACUUCUACGAGUGGAGACGGACUGGACCCAUCCCCUUGCAGUAUCUGGUCAAACCCAACCGGAAGCGCAGGAGGCCGUCCCAGUCUGCCGCUCAGGGCCACUCUGACGGCGUCAACACCAGUCCGACGUCCGAGAGCGACUCCCAGAGUGACAAGGUCCACAGUCCCACCGCAGCCCCGCUGCCCCGAGCCUCCUCGCAGUCCAGCCCCGCCUCCCACAACCCCUCUCCUGCCAUCCAAAGCUCCAACGGUACCUCUGUGCCCAACAACACUCAGCGACACACUGUCGCAUCCAAACAGGGCGCCAGCGCUCGCAAGGUGACUGUCAAUGGCACAAGCUCCGGAGCUGGCAAAGAGGAGGCGAGGGGUGGCGACAAAAGUGGUUUGCCCCCGGCGACCUAACGCGUGUACGGGGCAGCAGGGAGGACAGUGUUUGAAUUGCUCCCUUCUUUUUUUCUUCAGAGCAAAAGGAGGAGCUUGAGUUCUCCUUCUGGACAAAUGGGGGCCAGAUUACUGUUAUCACCUUUCAACAGCAAAGACUGAGAGUGCAGCCAAAUAGACACUUGUAUGUAUGUAUGUGUGUGUGUGCGUGUGUGUGUGCGUGUGUUUAUGUGUGUUAGACUAGAACAGUGCACACAUACAAACUGUACAGUAUGUAUCAAAUGUGAGCAUGUGUGCAUACAUAUGUAUAAACUUAUCUUUUAUACAAGAUAUUGUAAUCGUUUUGUAUUGUAUAUGCUGUGGGUCUGAUUCAUUUCCAUUGUUCUUUCAACUUUGGUUUGGCUUCCAGAAAAAAACGUGCGACAAAAUGCUGGAAGGCAUCCAAGUGCACAUCACUGCUCCAGUUGGAUGUAAAGUAAAAAAGAAGCUGAUCCUUGCCUUUGAACAGUCAUGUUGAUAACUGCUGUAUAAAUGUCCAGUAAAAGCUCAUCAGGUAACACACCCAUGACAUAAAACUGUCAAUGCACUUUGUUAAGGUCAGAUCACACAAUCCAAACCAGUAUUUUCCAGCAGGAGAAGCAUUUAUAUGUACACAUUUCCAAGCACUACCAUGCUUUCAAGCUGAUAACGUCUGUCAGAAGACCAUGUUCCCUCUCUCAUGGCACUCGAAGAACUCAAAAGGGAUUUGAAUAUUUGGCCAUGUAUGUCGUAGUUCCAUCGUUUUCAACAUUCCCUUUGUUUCUUUUCAACAAACUGAUACUUUUUUUAUCAGCCAUAUGUGCAUGUUUUAGGUCAAUAAAAUGUUUACUUACUAGGUU
Molecule: messenger RNA, 2181 nt
Organism: Hippoglossus stenolepis (Pacific halibut)
Lineage: Eukaryota; Metazoa; Chordata; Actinopteri; Pleuronectiformes; Pleuronectidae
Product: polycomb group RING finger protein 2
Exons: 9
Coding region: 323-1324 (333 amino acids)
Biological process (GO): negative regulation of transcription by RNA polymerase II
Cellular component (GO): PRC1 complex
Molecular function (GO): promoter-specific chromatin binding; metal ion binding
Source: RefSeq, a predicted model, not a curated record